UCUCUCUUUCUCUCUCGCCCUCAUUCAUUCUUUCUCUUUCUCUCUCUCUGUCACAUGACUGUGUGUGUUAUUGCCAUGAUUCUGACACACACUCGAGCACGUUUGUGGGAUUAGACACAUUGUGUGUGAGCGUGUGUGUGUGUGUGUUUGGAGGUUAAGGAUGAUACACUUCACAUGGCUGCUGCUGAUCUCCGGGAUCCCGCGUGUUACAGCAAGUUAUCCGAUAUGGUGGUCAUUAGCAGUGGGUCAUCAGUACUCGUCUGUAUCGUCUCGGCCUGUCCUGUGCAGCUCCAUUCCGGGUCUAGUGCCGAAGCAGCUUCGCUUCUGCAGGAAUUUUGCAGAGGUGAUGCCCAGUGUGGUGCAGGGCCUCAGCAUCGCCAUCCGUGAGUGUCAAUACCAGUUCCGUGGCCGCCGAUGGAACUGCACAACUCUCAAUGACACACUCGCCAUCUUUGGUCCUGUCCUAGAUAAAGCCACAAGGGAAGCUGCAUUUGUUCACGCCAUCGCAUCUGCAGGAAUAGCGUUUGCCGUGACCCGAGGGUGUGCUGACGGUUCUGCUACCAUCUGUGGCUGUGAUAUGAUGCGGAAAGGUCCCCCGGGGGAGGGGUGGAAGUGGGGUGGCUGCAGUGAGGACGUCGAAUUCGGAAACAUGGUGUCACGAGAAUUCGCUGAUGCACGAGAGAACCGACCUGAUGCCCGAUCUGCUAUGAACCGUCACAACAACGAGGCUGGCAGGACAUCCAUCACCGAGCACAUGUACCUAAAGUGUAAAUGUCAUGGACUGUCAGGAAGCUGCGAGGUGAAGACAUGCUGGUUUUCACAGCCAGACUUUCGCAGAAUCGGUGACUACAUGAAGGACAAAUACGACAGCGCCUCUGAGAUGGUGGUGGAGAAACACAGGGAGUCUCGCGGUUGGGUUGAAACCCUGCGGCCUAAAUACACCUUCUUUAAACCGCCAACUGACACCGAUCUCAUCUACUAUGAAAAUUCGCCCAAUUUCUGUGAGCCGAACACAGAGACGGGUUCGUUUGGGACGCGAGAUCGCACGUGUAACCUGACAUCACAUGGCAUCGACGGCUGUGAGCUGCUUUGCUGUGGCCGUGGACACAACACAAGAACCGAGAAACGCAAAGAGAAAUGUCACUGUGUCUUCCACUGGUGCUGCUACGUCAGCUGUCAGGAGUGCAUGCGCGUCUACGACGUCCACACCUGCAAAUAACUUGAACUCGUUUGGAGAAAAUCUGCUUCCUUAUUAACCUGAAAAUUAUGGCUCCAGUAUCUCUAAGUGUCUCCGAGGCUUUCUGGAUUCAAUUAUUUAUUAUUCCACUAAGGGGUGAAGGGGCUUUAUUCCACUUUACCUAAA
Tachysurus vachellii is the source of this 1363-nucleotide messenger RNA. It is a transcript of the gene wnt3a, whose product is annotated as wingless-type MMTV integration site family, member 3A. Gene Ontology annotation, molecular function: frizzled binding; cytokine activity. Bases 161 to 1219 code for a protein of 352 amino acids. Gene Ontology annotation, cellular component: extracellular region. Gene Ontology annotation, biological process: neuron differentiation; cell fate commitment; multicellular organism development. NCBI's taxonomy places the organism in Eukaryota, Metazoa, Chordata, Actinopteri, Siluriformes, Bagridae. The transcript has 4 exons. The record is from RefSeq and is a predicted model, not a curated record.